UCCCCGCAGGGCCCCACUCCCUGCGGUAUUUCCUGACCGGGAUGACGGAUCCCGGCCCCGGGAUGCCUUGGUUCGUGAUCGUCGGGUACGUGGACGGCGAAGCCUCCGGGAACUACGACAGCGAGAGCCGCAGGGCGCGGCCCAUCGUGCCGUGGCUGCCGCAGGGGGAUUGGGAGCACUUGAUCGGGGAGACGAAGAAGGCGCGGGAUGGUGAGCUGGAUUUCUACGAGCGCCUGGACACGCUGCAGAAACGCUACAACACAAGCGGAGGGGCUCACACGCUGCAGAUGAUGUUCGGCUGCGAUCUCCUCGAGGACGGCGGCAUCCGGGGGUACAAUCAGUACGCGUACGAUGGGCGGGACUUCAUCGCCUUUGACAUGGAGAUGGGAACGAUCACAGCGGCCGAUGCAGUGGCAGAAAUCACCAAGAGGAGAUGGGAGGAGGAGGGGACGUACGUCGAGAGAUGGAAGCAUGAGCUGGGGAACGUCUGUGUUGAGAACUUGAAGACAUACGUGGAGUAUGGGAAGGCGGUGCUGGGAAGGAGAGAGCGUCCCGAGGUGCGAGUGUCGGGGAAGGAGGCCGACGGGAUCCUGACCUUGUCCUGCCGCGCUCACGGCUUCUACCCGCGGCCCAUCGCCAUCAGCUGGAUGAAGGACGGCGCGGUGCGGGACCAGGACACGCACUGGGGGGGCAUCGUGCCCAACGGCGACGGCACCUACCACGCCUGGGCCGCCAUCGAGGCGCUGCCGGGGGACGGGGACAAGUACCGGUGCCGCGUGGAGCAUGCCAGCCUGGGCCAGCCCGGCCUCUACUCGUGGGAGCCGCGGCCCAACCUGAUGUCCGCGGUGGCGGGGGUGGUCGUUGCCGUCGUGGCCAUUAUCGCUGGAAUCGUCGGGUUCGUGGUGUGGAAGAGCAAGUCAGGGAAGGGGCAGCAGGGUUACAGAGCGGCGCCAGGCCUCGACGGGGGAAGUGGCGGCUCGACCACAGGGAGCGAACGUUCCACCUGAGCGCUGCGCUUGCUUCAGCCGGCCCCGCGUGCCGGUGGGGUUUGUGGACGGGCGUAGCUCCGCUUCCUCAGCCUCUGGAAUCUCCUUGGGCUUCCGCUCAGCAGGGGGUUGGAACGGGAUGAUGGUGGAGGUCCUGGUCAGGCCAGGCCGUUCUAUGUUUUCGUGACUCCGUGAUUCCACGGCUCCAAGACUUGGAUCUCCGUGAGUGGAUGCGCAAUCCCCCGUCUCGCCACUAGGGGGCGUGCAUGCGUGCUCGCACUAAGGCGUGAAGCGCCGCGCUCGUCCCAGCGCCGAGUUUGGGUCGGUCCGAGUGGCGCCCCCCGGCGGUCACUGCGGGAGGAGCAGCGGGACUGCAGGACCGGGCCGUGGUUUGUGCAUUGGAGAUCGGGAAACGGGAACCGAGCUGAAGAAGCAGAGCGCAGCGUGUGUUGCAGCUUGCCCAGGGAAACAGCUCGUCUGGAACAGUAGAGAUUCCGUGUGUUUCAGCAGUGUGUUUUAAAAAUAGAGUUGUUGGAUGACGUGA
This is a messenger RNA of Numida meleagris (helmeted guineafowl), 1530 nucleotides long. Its product is annotated as class I histocompatibility antigen, F10 alpha chain-like. Lineage: Eukaryota; Metazoa; Chordata; Aves; Galliformes; Numididae. Gene Ontology annotation, cellular component: external side of plasma membrane. Bases 42 to 1007 code for a protein of 321 amino acids. Gene Ontology annotation, biological process: immune response. The record is from RefSeq and is a predicted model, not a curated record. The transcript is spliced from 7 exons.